AUGGCACCCAAAGGCCCUUACAAGCUGGUGACAGUCAACACCGCCCCGGAGCGCGCAAAGCGACUGAUUGGCCGCGUGGUCGAAGACCUCAAGGAUCAAUAUACGAUUCAACAUAUGGCGAAUUGUGAAACCAUCGAAGCAGUCGAACCCACCGUGAAGGAGAUCCAACCGGAUUUACUGUUCUGCGCAUCAAUGUGGACACCCGAAGAGAGCGCACGCAUCCAACAGAUCGCCAGAGACAACGUUCCAGGGAUCAAGACGCACGCGAUCCCACAAGGACUACAGGUCGAAAAGGGGCCGGAUGCAGUGGUCGAGUAUUUGAAGGAGCAAAUUCCAGGAAUUCUAGGCUAG
Molecule: messenger RNA, 351 nt
Organism: Exophiala dermatitidis NIH/UT8656
Lineage: Eukaryota; Fungi; Ascomycota; Eurotiomycetes; Chaetothyriales; Herpotrichiellaceae
Exons: 3
Coding region: 1-351 (116 amino acids)
Source: RefSeq, a predicted model, not a curated record